Rhododendron vialii is the source of this 542-nucleotide messenger RNA. RefSeq lists its product as uncharacterized. The record is from RefSeq and is a predicted model, not a curated record. The transcript has 2 exons. The coding region runs from base 7 to 453 and encodes 148 amino acids. NCBI's taxonomy places the organism in Eukaryota, Viridiplantae, Streptophyta, Magnoliopsida, Ericales, Ericaceae.
GCCGUGAUGCUAAUGGUGGGGAUGCGCCACCUCUUGAAGGACUGCGCUAAGGGGAGAGUCCUUCAGACGAGACCUGCUCCUGCGACUGCUUCUCCUGCUGCCGCUCAGGUGCAGCCACGACGUUCGGCUAGGACGCGUCCACGGGGUACCACGAGCCCUCCCGUUCCUGCCAGCACACGAGGUCGGGGUGCAGGACGUGCACCACGGGCUGCUGCAGGUGCGGGACGGUUCAAGGUUUUACCUCGGGAGGCGUCUCAGCGGAGACUAGCUCGCGUGGAGCCGGAGGAGUCGGAGGAGGAGAUAGAGGAGGGGACAGAGGAGUCUUCCGAGUCACGUGUCUUAGGGACGUCGGACUCGAGUAUUGCUUCUGGCCCUUCUGACGACGAUGGUGACGACGAGCCCGAGAGUUUUGAGUCCGAGGGACCGCGACAGAAGAGGAUCCGACGGGUCUGAGCCUCGGGUUUCGCUUUGCUAGUUUUACCUUGUAUAUAGGCCUGCGUGCCAUCGCAGUUGUAGAUUUUGGGCAUGCGUGCCUCAGUUUU